Molecule: messenger RNA, 5897 nt
Organism: Macadamia integrifolia
Lineage: Eukaryota; Viridiplantae; Streptophyta; Magnoliopsida; Proteales; Proteaceae
Product: protein MODIFIER OF SNC1 1-like
Exons: 9
Coding region: 323-5269 (1648 amino acids)
Biological process (GO): epigenetic regulation of gene expression
Source: RefSeq, a predicted model, not a curated record
AGUGGACGAAACGUUGCUAUAAAUAUCACGCAAUUCAUGAGUAUGAACAAUAUUUUGUUAGUUUGGAUUUCUUUUUAACUCGCGCAGUCUCUUUGUAAAUCCUUCUUCAUUUGCUUCCUUCGGAAGAAUUUGUUGUCUGGAUUAACAGUGAUAUCGUCGAAAUCUUGAGAGGGUUCGAUAGCUGAUCGUUGUGUGAUUCUUUAGGACCGGAUCAAUCGUUCGUUGUGAUCACACCUUUAGGGUUUCAAGUUUCCGAAUAACCGCGUCGGUGAUCAGGGGCCCUAUCAGUUUGGUUGGAUGACCUUGCAACUAGAGCUGAACUAUGGCUUCAAGUAUGUCAUCUGGAGAGCGAAGGUGGGUUUCUGCACGAAGAGGGGGUAUGACAGUUUUGGGGAAAGUUACUGUCCCAAAGCCUGUUAAUCUACCCAGUCAAAGGUUGGAGAACCAUGGUCUGGACCCAAGCGUUGAAAUUGUCCCAAAGGGAACACUAAGCUGGGGAAACUGUUCAUCUUCUUCUGCACCAAAUGCAUGGGGUUCUUCAGCAUCAUCACUUCUUAAUUCUGAAGGAUCUGUUUCACCAAGUCGGCUUACUGGUCGCCCUUCAUCGGGUGGAACUGGCACUCGACCAUCGACAGCUGGCAGUGAUAGAUCCUAUGAACCUGCACCUAAUGCGUGGGGUCCAAAUUCUAGGCCAUCAUCAUCAUCUGGAGCAUUGGCAUCAAAUCAGACAUGGACGACGACAACACGUCCUCGAAGUGCUGAAACAAGACCUGGUAGCUCUCAGCUAUCCCGGUUUGCUGAACUUUCUGAAAAUUCGGUUGCAUGGGGUGCAUUGGGAACUGCAGAAAAAUUGGGAGUCGUGUCCUCCAAGGUUAAUAAGUUCACUCUGAGCUCUGGUGAUUUUCCGACUCUUGGCUCUGACAAGAACAGCGAGUCUCCUGGGCAGCAAGGUCACAGUUCGCAGGGAUGUCCUGUCUCAGCUUCUGGUAGAGUUUCAACCUCAAAAGAGAGUUCAGGAACUUCGCCGGCUGACCAUGAACACGAUGCCAGUGCAGAGGGGGAAACUAAAAAUACUAGCACUGAUGAUAAGUCUUCUUAUGUUGGAGAUGGGGCCCCACCUAGCAUGGAGAAGUGGCAUAUGGAUCCUCAGCCAUUUCCUAAUACUAAUAUCCCACCACAGCAUCUUGAGCCUUGGCAUGCUACACCUGUACGGCUUUCUUCAGAUGGAGUUUGGUACAGAGGACCUCCAGGUGGUGGUCCGUCAUAUGGAACCCCUGGCCCUCCUGGUAGCUAUCCCCUUGAACCAUUUAAUUAUUAUCAUCCACAGGGUCCACCCAGACCUUUGCCUAACUCACAGCCAGUUCCACGACCUGGAGCUGGUCCAAGCAGUUAUCACCACCCAAAAAAUGCAGACUCUUACCGGCCCCAAAUUCCUGAAUCUUACUUGCAUCCUAUGAUGCCCAUUAGGCCAGGUGUUUACCCUGGUAUGGUGCCAUAUGAGGGCUAUUAUGGUCCCCCUCGCAUGGCUAUGUGCAAUUCCAGCGAUCGAGAUGCUCCUGUCUUGGGAAUGGUAGCUGGUCCUUGUGUAUAUAACAGAUACCCGAACCCGAACCCGAACCCGAACCCGAACCCGAACCUCCAUCACGACUCUGGUAAUUUCCAUGCCAGGUCGGGUGGUUAUGGUCCUGCCAGCACCACUAUGGUGAAGGAACAAGUGGAACAUUCUCAUUCUCAUGAUAUACAACGGGGACCAUACAAGGUUAUUUUGAAGCAUCAGGAUGGUUGGGAAGAAAAAGAUAGAGAAGAGAAGAGGGGGCAUGCUAUAUCAACCAAUUCCCCCCUUGAAGGAGGGCAGCAACCAAGAGCAUCUGGGGACAAGGAUUCAGUAACAGGCUGCAGAAAUGAUAAAGCUGUGGGUUUGCCAAAAAAAGAUUUUGCUGAAGAAGCUUUUCCACAACCAACAGAUAAUAGGGAUGGUUCUUCUGUUCCUGUUUGCAUGAAUGUUCCUGGAAGUAUGAGCAAUGCUAAGGCAGUUAAUGACAAUUUGGUAAGAAAAGGUGAAGCUGCACCUUCACCUACACCUACUACACCAGGAGGUCCAAAACAAUUCACUGCUACAAAAAGAAAUCCCACUCUGAUAGACAAAAUAGAGGGCUUAAAUACUAAAGCUCGGAUAUCUGAUGGCCGGUAUGAUGGUGGCUCUAUUUCCAGUAAAGAUGAGAAGAUGAAAAGGUCAAGGAUUGUGAGUGCUAAUGUUGACCAUUCCAUGAAUGAAAAUGAGACUCUUUCUGGUGCUGCUUCUGCUGAGAAAACUUACAUAACGGGAAGGCCAAUUCUGUCGUCUCAAGAAUCUGGCACUUAUACAAGAGAUAAGACCCUUGAACAGAAAACUUUCAAUAGUACAGCUGUUGUCUUGCCAGAUAGUGCAUCUCAAGUUUCUGAUGGCAUUGUGUUGAAUGCUCCUAUAGUUGGAGAGCAGAAUCAGGGUCAGUUUCAUAAGAGGGGGCAAGGUGUUGACGUUAGAGUGGACAACCAAGUUAAGGGAAGGUUUACUCAGGACGGUGAGGAAUGGAGAAGGAAAUCUCUUGUUGGGAAGCCUUCCACCGUUAUUCCUGAUGCAUAUAUGGAGACCUCUGAUGUAAAUGUGCAAGUCUUCCAUCCUCCUCAAGAAGCUUCUGAGAAGUCUGACUCAACCAUUUAUGGAAGGACUGGAGGAGAAUGUGCAACAUCCUCUUUUGAACCACACGAUUAUAACGCACAGCGUGCUAAGAUGAAAGAGAUGGCAAUCCAGCGUGCAAAGCAGCUUCAGACAGAAGAGGAAGAGCGGAUAAGAGAGCAGAAAGCCAAGGCACUUGCCAAAUUGGAAGAGUUGAACAGGCGGACACAAGCGGAGGGUUCAUCUCGAAAGUUAGAAAACUCUGUGCCAACGAGUGGCUCUAUCCAGCAGAAGCAAGAAGACCCCAGGUCUCAUCUAGAUACCAGCGAUUCCAGAGCAGCACAACACUCUGCUGAUGGUGGGAACUCCAGUUUGGUUGCCCAGAACGCUGAUAGGCUUGGAGAGUUGAGCAACUUGUCCAAGGAUCUGCCUUUGGAGGCUUCAAAAUGUGUGCCUCAUGAUUCUGUGAAGUUACAGAACUUGUCUGUGCCAUUGCAACAGGAUGUUAAUAAUGCGGAUGCUGCUAAUUUUAAACCUGCCCAACCCGCACAACUUCAGGAGGACAUUUCUAGCAUGCAGAGACCAAUGGGUCACAGAAAAAAGACGAAUAUUCCAGCAGAAAAAAAUUUAAGUGAAAGGCCAACUCCCACUGGAAGCAUUGAGGCCUCGAGAAGUUCCGUUAAUGUGGUUCCAGAUGUAAAAGCCCCAAGCAGUGAUUCUGGCAUGCCCAAUAGUGCUGGUAGUGUUGAUAAUACCUUGCCUCUGCAGAAAAGAAAAACACACAGGAAUGGGAGGAGCAAGCACAAGCUAGAUGAAACUUUAUCUGGUGCUCUACCGUUGCCAACGUCCAGUGAAGGGAAUCCUGAAAAGGUUCACGUUGAAAGUGAUAAAGCAAAGGCUUCUGAAGUCGUGUUAGAAGUAUCCUCAGUUCAUGUCACGACUUCAAGGGAGUCUCUGGAGGUUCAAGAUUGUCAGAGUGUUCCAUCUGCUGACCAAGGUUGGUCCCUGUCAACUGAAGUAGCCAACAGUAGAGCAAACAGCCAAUGGAGGCCUCAACCUCGGCGGAUGCCUCGAAGCCAACAAACUACUAGAUCAACAGAUAAAUUUCAUGGUGGUGAGGCUGUUGUUUGGGCUCCUGUCAGGUCACAGAACAAAAAUGAGGAAUCAGAAGGAGGCAGCCGCUGCACUACUCCCGAGGCCAAUGCUUCCUUCACAAAAAAUGGGCUGGGAAUGGAGAGCAAUGUGGCAAAAGGCAAGAGGGCUGAAAUGGAGAGAUAUGUCCCAAAGCCUGUGGCUAAAGAAAUGUUGCAGCAGGGUAAUACUGAGAGGCCAUCUCCUCCCAAAAUUAAUCAAUCACAAUGUGAUGAGGCACCUCAAAGAGUGCAAUCUGGUUCUCAGAGUACUGAAAGUGGAGGCCCUGAUGGCUUGGGUACUGGGAAAUCAGGGACUGUUGCGGAGCCUAAGAAUGUGGGGAGCAGGCAUAAUAAACAUGGUAAAGCUCAUGGAUCAUGGCGCCAACGUGGUUGUACUGAGCCACCUCCUGUGCAAGGCUUGCAGGAGGGAUCAUCUCUCUCGUCAGGCACUGGCAAGAAUUCUUAUAAACCCAUUGAGCCGCCCCAAUCCCAGAAGCCUGAGCCGAAAGGAUCAGAAAAAUAUUCUGACAACUGGACUUCUAAUAAUCCUGUCUCAACUGAUCCAGUUGCAACUGACGUGAAGGAUAACAGUUUAAUGGGGAGAGGGAAGCGACAUCCAUUUAAGGGGCACAAAAAUUCAGGGCACAGUUACAAUAUUGUUGAUCAGAAAGAUGUACGUGGCACUAAUAAAAUUGAUGCUCAAGCUUCAGCCCUUGAGCUGAACCAGCCUGAGGGAAGAGUUGCAUUGAGAGAAAACCCCGUAGGGGAACAUUCAACUUCUGACUGGCAACCAAAAUCUCAGCCGCAUGUUGCACAUAACCAGCAAGGCAACAGGGGCAAUGGCGGUCAAAGGGUUAUGGCGCAUGUUAGUAGGACUUCUGGAAAGGAGUCUACUCCUCAUGCUGAUGGCCGCACAUCAGAGAACAAAAAUCAUGGUCCUUUUCCAGACCAGCCUCAGCCUCAUCAGUCAGAGAUGUCAAAGACUAAUUUCUCUGAACGAUCCACUGUACGCAGCCGUGAGGCCAAGAAAGAAAAGAAGGGUGUAGAUUCAUUCAAAGAACGCGCAGUCUCCCCAAACCUAGAUCCUGUUAAACAGAGUGAAAUCAGUCUUGUAAAUGUUGAUACCCAACAUGAGCAACAGUUUUCUCCUGGAUUGCGCAGGCAUGGGAAUUACAAUGGUCGUUUUAGCAGGGUGCAGGAAUCACCUCAUGCAGGCCACAAUGCAGGAGGGCAAGAUGGCAGCAAGCAAACUCAUAUGCCUGUAAGUGGUGAUAGGAAGAGGCAUAAUUCACAUUAUGAGUACCAAGCAGUUGGGCCACACAAUAACAAACCGGAAGACUCCUCUGAAAGUUCCCGUGUAAUGGGUGCAAGAUACCGUGAGAGGGGUGGUCAGAAUCACUCAAGGCGUGGUGGGGGAAACUUUUAUGCCCGAAGCAGCGGCACCAUUCGAGUUGCUGCUGGUUAUGGUAAUGGAGAGUGAAAACAUGAUGUGUUUUCUUGUUCAAAGCCAUUUCCUCGUACUGCUAAGUAGGGUACUGGCCUGAUCACUAAUGCCAUGCAGGUAUAUUAAUUGGUACUUUCUCAUUUCAGUCUGUUAACUGCAAAUAUUGACUGGUUCACCUGAUUAUGCGAGUCUGUUUAGCGUGAUUCAGGGCCAGUAGUAAAAUUGAACAAGACAUAGGUGAAAGCUGGUGAGGGUAGCGGAUGUGGUUGGAUUUUUUAUUCUGAAGAUGUAUUUGAUUUUGAACAGCGUGGUUACGCAUAUUCAGUUUACUGUGGAAAAACUCUUGGCUCUCAAAGGUUCAUCUCCAACUGCGUUAAUGAAUCUGUGAAGACAAACAGAGAAGAAAAAGGGUUGUGCUUACCCCUUCUUUGUAGAAUCCCUCGGGGAUUGAUGAUUUGACUUUUUAGCAGAGCAAUGGUGAAAAAAGCACAUUUCAUUUCAUCCCGUGUUGGUCCCUGGCAGGAUAGACCGGGUACUAUGCUUACAACCUAACGUGUUUUCAACUCAUUGAACAUAGCUAUGAGAAAAUAACAUUUUCUACCGAAUUCGAAUCCUUUUUUGUAAUAAAAAAUCAUGACUGGAAAAUCAGGUUUUUUGAUUCUGA